UCGGAAGCGGAAGGGCGCCGCGGGGCCACGGGGCGGCCGCUCCGCCCAGGCCCGCCGGCCACGGACCCAUGAGGCGGAGAAGGCGCCCGCCGCGGCCCGCCGCGGCGCCGGCCCCGCAGCGGCGCGCCCGCCGCGGCGCCCGGAGCCUCGACACCUUCGCGGCGGAAGCGGAGGCCGCGCUGAGAGCUUGCCUGGAGGGCGGCCGGCCUGCGGAGGGGGACGCCCCCGCCGUGGAGCUCCCCUGCCCUCUUGCCAUGUGGGAGCUCGGGCACUGCGAUCCCAAGCGAUGCACCGGGAGGAAGCUGGCGCGGAAGGGGCUGCUGCGGACCCUGCGCCUCGGCCAGAGGUUCGCGGGGCUCGUGCUGAGCCCGGCCGCCGCCCAGCCCGUCUCCCCGGCUGACAGACAUAUCGUUGCUCAGAGUGGAAUUGCAGUCAUAGAUUGCUCAUGGGCCAAAUUGGAAGAAACUCCCUUUAAGAGAAUGAGAGGAAAUCAUCUACGGCUGCUACCUUACUUGGUGGCUGCAAAUCCUGUAAACUAUGGCCGGCCAUGGAAGCUGUCCUGUGUGGAAGCUUUUGCUGCUACUUUUUGCAUUGUUGGAUUUCCAGACCUAGCCACCAUUCUUCUAAGGAAAUUUAAAUGGGGGAAGACAUUUAUUGAUUUGAACAAAAAUCUUUUGGAAAAGUAUGCAACCUGCCAUUGCCAAGAAGAUGUGCUGAGAGUUGAAAAGGACUUUUUAGCCAGUGUCCAAGAAACAAAAGAAGAAAUAGAUCCAUUUGAUGUUGACUCAGGAAAAGAAUUUUGUAAUCCUAAUAGACCAGUCAGUGCCCAAGGAAUAGCACAAAGCAAUGAAGAAUCUGAGGAGGACAGUGUAAGCAGUCCAGAUGAUGGCAGUGAGACCAGUGAGAACAGUCCAGAUGAUGGCAGUGAGACCAGUGAAGAGAACAGUCCAGAGGAAGAUGGUACUGGAAAGUUGCUGCACCAAGAAGCAAUAAAUCAACUAUUUGAAAAAUAAAAAAAUUUGUAAACAGAGUUGUAAAAUCUUGUCUAAGAAGCUUUCUUGUGAACAGUUACUAGUAUGGGGGCUGUACACCUGUAACUGGGUGCUUAAAUACCUCCUUCUAGGUGAACCUCUCUUCUCAGUGAGGCCACUUGGGGGUUUAUAGAUUUAUUUAUGCAUGUAAAAGUUUUAAGGUUAUUUAGCUUUUUCUUUUGAACAGUUAUUUAUGGAAUGCUCAUUGUUAUUAUGUAAAGAUCUUGAAGCUUAGUUACAUGAGUAAAGAAACAAAAUAAAUUUCUGGAAAGUGA
Dromaius novaehollandiae (emu) is the source of this 1306-nucleotide messenger RNA. RefSeq names its product TSR3 ribosome maturation factor (gene TSR3). The record is from RefSeq and is a predicted model, not a curated record. NCBI's taxonomy places the organism in Eukaryota, Metazoa, Chordata, Aves, Casuariiformes, Dromaiidae. Bases 69 to 1013 code for a protein of 314 amino acids. The transcript is spliced from 6 exons. Gene Ontology annotation, molecular function: rRNA small subunit aminocarboxypropyltransferase activity. Gene Ontology annotation, biological process: maturation of SSU-rRNA.